Osmia bicornis bicornis is the source of this 6552-nucleotide messenger RNA. Its product is annotated as cell wall protein IFF7-like. The coding region runs from base 2425 to 4110 and encodes 561 amino acids. Lineage: Eukaryota; Metazoa; Arthropoda; Insecta; Hymenoptera; Megachilidae. Gene Ontology annotation, biological process: regulation of transcription by RNA polymerase II. The record is from RefSeq and is a predicted model, not a curated record. The transcript has 4 exons. Gene Ontology annotation, molecular function: DNA-binding transcription factor activity, RNA polymerase II-specific; RNA polymerase II cis-regulatory region sequence-specific DNA binding.
UCCUGCGAGAAGAGCAUGGUCCGUGGAGGGCUGCGUUCACCAGGCAGUUACUCCGGAACUGUUGCCUUGACGACACGCAUUCGCGCAUGCGCGUAGGUGACAUCAGGAGUGUGCCAGUAUCGCGUUGCGAGUACCAGUUGCGUUCGCCACCCUUGUUUCCACUACCACCGCUACCACCACUUUUCCUCGCCUCUAUUGCUAUCCAUUGGAACCACUACCAUCUUCGCUACCACCACCGCUAAUAUUUCACCACCGUUGCCACUACCGCCACCGCCACCACCGCCACUAUUUCCAUCAUUAUCAUCAUCUGUAUUUACCACCACCAUCGUCAUCACUUGUCAUCGUUACCACCACCGCUGCUGCUGCUGCUGACGCCUCGCCGUCAUAGUUGCUGUCGUUGUUAUUGUUGAUUUUACGUCGAUACUAUGGAACGUGUUUCUCCUGUGUAACCGUUCCUAUUAGUCGUGAUUAUCUCCAAAUGAUUUUACGUAUCCAUUAAUUGGUUCGUUCCUCUUUGUCGCUCUUUUAACUAUGUUAUUAAAAAUAGACCGAAGAGGAAAAGAGUAACGACGCGUUAACGAAAGCGUGUGCUAUUAUUAACUAAGAAGGUUGUUUGAUCGAGUCGAUUUGUACCGGUGGACUGUCAUCGCCCAUGCAUGUUUCACCGUCGUCGUCAUCGUCAUCAUCAUCGUGGUCGUGGUCGUGGUGGUGGUGGUGGUCGUCGCCGCCGUGCUCCUUUCGAUACGGUAGUGGUUAAAAUCCAUUAAACCUUACGGCACCUCUUCGAGACUACCCUUCAACUUCCUCAUGGUAAUCGCAUAAUUCGACCUUCGUUUCUCUCUUUCGGUGUUUUCUCUUUCUCCGGCUCCACCUCCACUACUACCACCACCACUACCACCACCUCCACCUUCAUCUCCACCUCCAUCUCCUCCUCUUGCUCCUACCCCUUGUGAUUCCUCUCCUACGCCGUCGCGUUCUCCACCUCUUCCUCUUCGUUCGCCGCGUUUCGCUACUACGAGUGUUCGGUUGUCAUGCGUCGACGGUGUUCGUGAUAAGACGCGACCGUAUCAACCGAUCAGCGAUCGAUCUGUCAAUGUUUCGUUGCUUGUAACUUAUUCGACCGCUAGUGAUUUUGGAACGGAAGCUUUUGCUAAAUAUCGUUCGUUGAUCGUUGAUCGUUUAUCGAUAAUGCGGCUAUUGUCAAGUGUUGACAUAUGACAUCCAGUUGAUUUCGUUUUUUUUUAAAAGAAGAUUCGUUCGCAUCCGUUUCGAGGAUAUUCGAGGAUAUUCGAGGAAUCUAGUUGAACAAGUGAGUUGAGGUGAAUCGAUCGAGAACAUAACAGUGGAAUCGUAAAUUUGGCGCUCAUCGAUGUUCGAUCGUGAAAGCGAUUCGAGAAAAAAUCAAACACCGGAAUACUGGAGAAUAUCGAUGACGCGGUGAAUCGCAAACAAUAUUCAUGUCCCGCUAUCGCCGCGGAACCUGCCGCUGUAGCUUGGCUUUGGAAAGAGCAGCGGCAGGUCGACGUCGUCUUCGUUCGCGGUUCUUUCGACAAGCAUGACGCAUGUUGUACGAAAGCAGAAAAUCAAAGCGAAUAGGUCCACCUACGUAGUUCGUUUGAACGAAUGGUGCAGGAAGAGAUCGUGAAAUCGAAAGAUCUGUCGGUACACGUCAACGAAAGAAGAAGAUCAAAAAAAGGAAGAAAGGAGGACAAGUUUGACGAUGUCGCAAAUUUCUUCGUUAAGCGUUGCGCGACGCGAUCAUUCGUUGCUCGUAGGACGCGAGACUUUUAGGAUUGUCUGCUUUCGAAGAAAAUAAAUAUUCGAAAAAUUUAUUUGUUCGCGGACCAAAGAAGGAUAUCGAGAAAAUUAGGAUGGCAUCGUUGAAGGAGCAUUGAAACGGUGCGGUGUAGACGAGUGACGAUUCGCGUUUCUUUACUAAACACGUGUAUAGCGUGAGAUAUUGGACGUGAAACAUGGUCCCGCGUUUCAUUACCCGAAACGGUCGUCAAGCUAGUCGAUUCGCGGCGAAAAUCGACGGAAAAGAGGUUAUUUUGUGUUCCAUAAUGCGUUGCGAUUGUAAAGCUGGACGGUAAUUGAAAAAAUAAAGUUGAUCGAGUGUUUGGUUGUUUAAGCACAACAUUGUUAACGUUAUCCAGCCGCAAAUUUCAGUUUGAUCUCUUGACCAAACGGAGUCGCACGAACUGCGACGUAGGUGGUUGUAGAAACCGAACGAAUGAAAUACUAAAGGGAAGAAAAGUUGAGCUAAAGAAGAAGAUUUGUGGAAGUGUGACGAAACAUAAAAGUAGUGAUCGUUGAAGGAUAAACAAGAAAUAGGAAGUAGGAAGUAGGAAGUAGGAAGAAACGAAGGAAGGAAAGAACGAAGAAGGAAGAACGGAAGGAAGGAAGCUGGUGGUCGCGAGUUGAAUGGUUCCGCGAGGGUUAACCGUUGGGAGGUCGAUUUGGGAGCAAGCAGUGCUAGAGGCAGGGCCUGAGGUAGGGCCAGAGCCGGAGCAGCAACGUUUCUACGAUUCUCCGCCACCACGGAUGGACGUGAGCGUGUGCUGCUUGCCCGCCAGUGCCGGCUCGGGGGCCCAGCACCCUCAUCCAGCGAGUUUGCCUUCCGGCGGACAGCCGACGAUUCAGCCACCCUAUCAGUAUGCCGAUCAGAUAGUACCGGAUCGGGGUCAACCCGACGGAUUGCCGGUACUCGGCUGUACCGGUCAGGACAACUGGCAACAGAUCUCCGCGACCAAUGUCGCCGGCGCUGUCACCGCCGCCACCACCACAACCACCUACAUCGAUUACUCCUGGCUGCAAAUGCAGCAGACCUCGGAGCUGGACACGUUGUUGUGCAGACAGGACCUCGAUCGGUUGCAGAAGCUCGACGAAGAUGACCCGGAAAAGGACUCGAGAGAGUCUUCGGUGCAGAUGGAGGAUUUUUUCGAGGUCGGAGGGCCAGUUUGUCGACCGCAAGCAAGUUUCGUUUCGUCGAGGAGUCAACCGGCUGGCAACGACGACGACGUGUUCCUCAGGCCUCCGCUCUGGGAGGACAUUACUUCGAGUAUCCAAAAGUUGGAUCCGGAGAACGCGGACAUGUUGGCUUCGCAGUCGCAUGUCAAGAUGGAGACGGAGGAUGUCGCGUCCCCUGUAUUGUCCCCGGUUGAGAUUAAAACCGAACCGUUGCCACCGCCCCCGACGUUGCACCUUCUCGAAGGGCCCACCUCGAAUUCGGUACAAACUUACGUAAACGGUCAUGCUCCAGCCUCGACGGACCCUCAAGUUGUUCACCAUCGAACCACGACCACCGCCUACAAAACCUUUUCAUCCAACAACAACAACAACAAUAACAACAACAACAACGCCAAUAAUAAUAACAACAACAAUACAACCACGAACAAUAACAACACGGUCAGCGUGAACAACAACGGUAACGGGCAGGGGCAUGGGCACGGACACGGACACGGGCAUGGUCAUGGGCACGGGAACAACAAUAACGCCGGUAACGGUAACAAUAACAAUAGUAACAGUAACAACAACAAUGGCGGUAAUAACGGUAGCAACAACAGCAACAACGAUUCGACGAAUAGUCACGGGAAUCAAAUCGGAGGCACAGCGACUUCGCCGCUCUACGGCUCGAUGACCAGGCUGAUGUAUAUUUCCCCAUUGACGCCGCCAAUAUCCGAUCCUGGAUCCCCGAUAGGAGCACCACCGAGACGGACACCGCCUCCACCCUAUCCACAGCCUUCCAUUAUGAAUCCUUCUCACAGGAUUCAACCUUCGCCCAUCUCCACCAAAUUCAACAGACGGAACAAUCCCGAGCUCGAGAAGCGACGAGUCCACCACUGUGAUUUUAUAGGUUGUACAAAGGUCUACACGAAGAGUUCGCACUUGAAGGCGCACCAACGGAUACACACAGGUGAAAAACCGUACCAGUGUCAGUGGCCGGAAUGCGAAUGGCGGUUCGCCAGAAGCGACGAAUUGACUCGUCACUAUCGGAAACAUACUGGCGCGAAACCCUUCAAGUGUGCCGUUUGCGAGCGUUCCUUCGCUAGAAGCGACCAUCUCGCUCUGCACAUGAAACGGCAUCUUCCGAAACAGCACGCCAAGUGAGCGUACUGCUUCAUCAACUCCCUCCCUAUUUCCUUUGGAACUCUUGUUCGCGUCACCAGUUCCCUUCAUCUUCCACGUCGAACCGUCUCUCUCGACGAGGCCUUUAGACUUUUCCAGCUCGUUACUAGGUAUCUUGGAAGGAACCUGCGAGUCGACACUCCAAAAAGCUCCACGAACGCGUAAACGCUCUUUAGCUACUCUAACAUAUGUACUUAACCGCCUGUGACCGAUUCGUUCACGGCACGGUUUUAUGGAGGAUAGUUUGUCGAACAAGAGCGCUAAUCGCAUCUCUCGAUAGACGAUCGUUCGAUAGUUCGCUUAGAAAUUUCGUUACACGUUUAACGAAACACGCACGUAAAACGAUUGCGAUCAUAGUGGCUGGACCACUAAACGAAUUCUUAAACGUUUCACUGCUGCUCGAUGAUUUUUCUUCGCGUCGUUUUUAAUCCUUUUUUGAAGCAAACGAAAGAACGUAUAGGGUACAAUAUUCUCGUUGCUCGCGAAAAUUUUCAUAGCAACGAUGUAACUCCGUUAAAUGGCGAGCUUUUGUUCGUUAGUUGGUAGAAAAGAGAAAAGACUAAAGAAAUAAACAAAAGUAUCGAAGCAAACGCGUGUGUCGUUGUACAUUUAACGGUUUGUAUUUACGAUAAAAUAUGCGAAAAUCAGAACAAGCGUUAUAUGUAAAUCGUUGUACUACUCGUUUCAUAGAGUUUUUCCAAGUAACUUAUCAAAGUAUUUAUCUAGAGUAGUGCGGGAGAGAAUUCCUCUUACUUAGAAAUUUCCAAAAAUGUCCGCAGGAAUAUUUGUAUCCGUGGUAGGUAGUUGUUCAAUUUUCGACGGAUAAUCGAAAGUCGACGAAGAUGAAACGCGAAAACGAGGUAUGCUUUUGGUUGGCAAUGUCGUUCGCUGAAAGCGAGACGCGAGGAAAAGCAUCAUCAUUCUUAUUCGGUUCGCGUUCGUUAGCUCGAAAGUUUUCGACAAUCCAAUUCAACUGCUUAACAGAGAUGUUUCCUUCGGUUUCGUGCCCAAUUAUUCGCCUUCCAAUUGACUCUUCUUCUUUCCAAUCUCUCUUUGUCGCACGCGUAAAGCGUGUAUGCGAAAUUGUCAAGUAAAAAGUAAAUCGAACGCGUUUCAUUUUCUGCCAGAAUCGGAACAUUGUGACGAAAGUGUGUUAACUUUCGAGAAAACGUGAGUAGGUUUAAGGAAAAUGUAUCGUUACCACCACACACUUGUCAGUGAUUAACGUUAAAAAUUCCCACCUUUAUCUAAUUCUGUAAUCGUGGAUUUACGUGUACGCUUCCAAAAGAGUACGAAAAUAUAAAAAAAAGUAGCCAGUUAUUAAGCGUGUGUAAAAACUGUUGCGAAUACAAUGGUAUUUCUUUCGUGAUAUCGAAGAGACUAGAAUCAUGUAGUCCAGUAAUGUAGACACGGUUGAUUUUCCGAGAGAAGCGUUCUUUACAUGUAGUUAAUGUAACAAUAUGCUUGUACGAUAUUCGAUUUAAAUAUUUAAAUCGACGCUCCACCUGGUCCGUCGGCAUAGUAUUUCAUUCGGUAUCUUAUUCGCCUUUUGAAGAAAACAAAAAGAGUAGUCCGCAUAAUAUAUUAGCGAUAAGCGAGAAAACAGCGAUUAGACACUUGCGAUUAGUCGUGAGUUAGGAAUGAAAAGUAAACCCUUUUAACUCUCUCUCUUUCUUCUCCUCACCCCAACCCUCUCUCCUUCACUCUCUUUUCAACUUCUUCUUGUUUUCUAUGUUUUUCAUCGUGUUGUUUUUUUUUUAUAGCAUGGAAAAAAACGAUCUAAAUGGUUGAACACGCGCUAAAAACCAAAACAUGCGCAUGCGUGCGCAUGAGUGCGAUUGCGUGCGCAUGCGCCUUACACACCACGUAAUACAACUUGUUGGCAAAUCUGGAAAAAUGACAAAACGUGUCAUUUCCGAUGAUACAACUUAUCGUUGUGUUCCGAUUCACUAUCUUCUACUAUCGAAACACAUCAAAGUAAAUUUCCUUUGACUAUUAAUUCGAAAUGGUUACGAUUUCAUCCGAAAUUCAGCUGGAAGCUUCUGGCGCAUCCGUCGUACUUCCAUUCGUAGAAUUGCGCGCGCAUUUUACUUAAUCGUCACUCAUUCGUAGUUAGUUUUUUUGCUUUCUACUCCUUCGAGAUAAAGGGUUAAACACGCUUGACGAUUUUCCUCUGGUCCGUAUUACCUCAUUCGUUUCGACACUUCCUCUCAACCUUCGAUUCUCGAUCAAUUCGUCCGACAAGUUUACGCAGAUAUACCUCAUUUAUCGAAAUAAACAAUUAAACGCUGUUGCGACGAAAUUUUCACGCACUUUCUUGCACGAUUUUCUACAAUUUUGUUCAUAAUGUUUAUAAAAAUCUUGUAAUUUGUGUGUUGUGUAAUUUAAAUGUACAAUGAUAUAAACGUAUUAUACAUAUUAUCA